AUGUAAAGUUGGUGGGCUAGGAAAGAAAAGCAAGCAAACAAACAAACAAUGCUAGCCAUAGCCAGAGCAGGGACACCCACCACCACUUUUCACCCAACUUUUUCAAAAAAUUCAUCUUUUUCCAUCACUAACUUUUUUGCAGCAUAAAGUUAGGCAAAAAAAUGAUGCCUUUUGCUUUGAUUGCUCUCUUAUUAUGUUUCUCAUUCAAUUGAAUUGGGAAUUAGGGUUUUUAAUCUCUCUCUCUCUAGUAAUUGCUACAGGUUGAUGAGGAUGAGAUUUAUUGGAGACACAGAAAGGAAGAUAAUGAGUUGGAAUGGUCACAUAAUUCCACUCACUUAAUAACUCAGUUGACUCGAUGUUUGGCUAAUGCUAUGGUUGGACCACGAUCAUGGAUAGGAGGAUUCUUUCACCGCACAAGCACUAAACGAAGUGAAAAAAUUGUUGACUAUCCUUUGAGUUCUAUUGAGGAGGAAAGACUUCACAGGCUUCAAGAACGGCUGCAAGUGCCUUACGAUGAAACUUGCCUCGACCAUCAAGAAUCACUGAGAGCUUUAUGGCAUUGUGCCUUUCCUAAUGUUUCUCUGGAAAGCCUGAUAUCUGACCAAUGGAAAGACAUGGGAUGGCAAGGUCCUAAUCCGUCAACCGACUUUAGAGGAUGUGGCUACAUUUCCCUUGAAAAUCUGCUUUAUUUCGCACGGAAAUAUCCGGCAUCUUUUCACAGGCUGUUGUUGAAGAAAGAUGGAGAUCGAGCUACAUGGGAAUAUCCAUUCGCUGUUGCUGGCAUUAACAUAUCGUUUAUGUUGAUACAGAUGUUGGAUUUAUACUCAGAAAAGCCUCGAUGUCUUCCAGGCAUGAAUUUUGUCAAGUUAUUAGGAGAAAACGAAGAAGCAUUCGAUAUUCUGUACUGUAUAGCUUAUGAGAUGAUGGAUGCACAAUGGCUGGCUAUGCAUGCUUCCUACAUGGAUUUUAAUGAGGUUCUACAAACAACACGGAUGCAAUUGGAGAGAGAGCUAUCCUUAGAAGACAUCAACAAAAUACAAGACCUGCCUGCAUACAAUCUGUUGUACAAUUAGCUUUACUCUUUCUCCUGUCCCACAGGCAACAAAUUUCAAGUGGCACAAUUUUGUAAGUAUUGGAUAAAGUUCCGUUACCAAUUACCAUGUCACUAUCUGCAUUCAACUGAAGGGAUUUGCUUCUCUUGUGAAUGAAAAAUUGUACAAGUCACCUUUGAAGUUCUUCAUAGCUGACAUUUGGUAAAUGAGCUGUUGACAUUGAAAAUGCAUUUUUUUUGAGAUUGAGAUGCAUUUUGAAAUGGCAGCUG
This is a messenger RNA of Lotus japonicus, 1321 nucleotides long. RefSeq lists its product as uncharacterized. The transcript has 10 exons. The record is from RefSeq and is a predicted model, not a curated record. The coding region runs from base 372 to 1073 and encodes 233 amino acids. Lineage: Eukaryota; Viridiplantae; Streptophyta; Magnoliopsida; Fabales; Fabaceae.